AUGGAUGACAUCUCCAGCGGCAUGGAUGUGGAGGUUAGUGAGAAUAGGAGUGGGUUCAUAAUCAAGCUCCAUGUGGCCAAGGUUCAAAGUUAUAAGAAGCAUGACUUCCUUUCUGUUAAAGUAUGCACUGUUGAUUCAUGUCAAGGAAGUGAGAAGGACAUAUUUAUCCUUUCAACCGUUAGACACAAUCAUGGUGGGAAUAUAGGCUUUUUCAAUUGUGAUAAGAGAACUAAUGUGGCCUUGACAAGAGCUAAGAACUGCCUCUGGAUCCUUGGACAUGAACCGACUCUCCUUGACAUUAAAUCAAUACGGUCUGGUUUAGUCAAAGAUGCCCAGGAUCGUAAAUGUUUCUUUAAAGCUCGCGAUGAUGAUUCUCUUGCUAGAACAAUGGAUCAGUUUAGACUUACGCAAAACUCACAGGUGACGGACAAUGUUUUGCGAUUGAACAUUGAAUGUCAGUGUGCUCCAGAUGCACAACUCACAGGCGACAACCGUGCCACAAGACCAGACGAGGCACAGGUUGAAGAGCCUGCACAUGCAGAGCAGGCGCCUGUGCAGGCAGGAGGGGCUGCAGGGCAGGUGCAUCUUGAUAAGCUCUCGCCCAGUCUUUCAAAGAAGAGGGCCCAUUCUUUGCAUGAGGACCAGCCUGACGGUCAGUUUGCUCCAGGUGAAGAACUCACAGAUGAAGAGGUUAUAGAGUCUGCACAUGCAGAGCAAGUGCAUCUUGCUCAGCUCUCGCCCAGUCCUUCAAGUAAGAGGGCCUGUCUCAGUCAGUUUACUCCAGGUGCUCAACUCACAGAUGAAGCAGUUGUACUAGAGGAAGAAGAUCGUCCUCUAAUUGAGCUUCUAGGAGGUUUGCCCCAACUAGCUGAGGAUGUAGCCAGGACGCCUAUGAGCUACAAUACAUUAAAAAGGAAGAAGUCAUCGGUUAAAUGCGUAAAUUUGUAUCUACAGGACAGAUCUGCCAGCGAUGAGCGUUUUUGGUCGAACGAGCAUAUGAAUCUAUACAACAAUAUGUAUAGCGAGAAGCAAUGUGCUGACAAUAAAUGGAUCAAUUGGGAAAAGAUCAGACAAUUCCCUAGGAUGCCAGAUGUUGAGAAAGCAUGUCAUGACAUUGGUCUUCAUGAAUUGAUGGCUAUAAAACAGAACUGGCAUAAAGAAACAAUCAAACAGUUCUACUCCACAUUGUUUGUAAAUUAAAGUAGGACCUCGCUGACAUGGAUGACAGGCAGAAAUAGGAAGAUUACUGUCACAAAGAAAUUUUGUCAGAAGGUUCUACAUGUUCCAACCAAGCACAGUAUUAAGAUUGAGCGCCAAUUGACUGAUGCACAAGAAGAAAUCAAGAGUGCGGAUGGUAACCAAGUGAAUUCAUUAAAUCGGAUUAUUAGAAAGACUAUCCAUCCCGCUAAUGGAGAUAGAGGUAACAUUCACAGAUUAAGUCAGGCCCUACUGUAUCAUAUUUUGUUUAGGAAGCCUUUUGACAUUGUAGACAUGA
Messenger RNA from Panicum hallii, 1495 nucleotides. RefSeq lists its product as uncharacterized. The coding region runs from base 1 to 1200 and encodes 399 amino acids. The record is from RefSeq and is a predicted model, not a curated record. NCBI's taxonomy places the organism in Eukaryota, Viridiplantae, Streptophyta, Magnoliopsida, Poales, Poaceae. The transcript has 3 exons.